This is a messenger RNA of Effrenium voratum, 2892 nucleotides long. The record is from the annotation of a GenBank genome assembly. NCBI's taxonomy places the organism in Eukaryota, Dinophyceae, Suessiales, Symbiodiniaceae.
UGUUGUUUGAUCGAGCUCUUUAUUAAUUGUUUUGGGAAUCGCGAGCUGAUGGUGCUGCUUCCACUUCAUGCACUUCCUGGUGCUGCUCUUGCUUGAGCAGCUGCUGCAGACGCAACAGAUCCGCCUGGACGAUCCGGGGCCUCUGUUUGAGGAAGAGGCACCCGACUGCCCAGACGCGCGGUUGGUGUCUGCUGCGCCCUUCCUUUUUGAAUUGACGCACCCUGCCACCUUGAACGUGGCAUUCGUGAUCAACUACACCCUCAAGGCCUCGUCCAAGUGUCAGUCAGAUGCUCCGGGUCUCUGCACCGCCUCGGUGAUGCCCGUGUACGGCCCCCCUGGCAACGUGGUGCGGGGCUCGACAGUUCGGAUCACCGCGCACGCUGAGUGCAUCCGACAGGGCCACUCCCAGCUGUUUCUCUGCCCGGUGAACGCCUCCGGCUACAAAUGCGCCGCCGCCCUGCGCCUCCCCGAGCGGCCCUGGCGUUUGCGGCACUUGUGCCAAGCGGUGAUCUCGGCGGUCAGGAUGCAGCGCUUGGAUGAUCCAGCCAACCGCAGCUUCCUCCAGGACUUUGUGCUGGAAGGCCUCUUCCUGAUGAUUUUGUUUGGGGUGGUGGGUGUCUUCUUCUGGCUGGGCCGGGAGAUCUGGCUGCUGAAAAGUCAGCCGCCCGCGCCGGAGGGGCCCACGGAGCUCAUCAUCCCCAGCGACUUGCAGAUCAUGAAGGAGGGGGUGAAGGACGUUCUCCACUUUACCGCGGGCAGCGUGCUGCUGCUCUUUGCGGCGACGAGCUUCCUGCAGAAGUUUGGGCGCGGACAAGCGAUGGAUAACCUGCUACUGGCCAGCCCCUUGCUCCUGGGCCCUGCCGGCACCUGUCGGAUCUUCUUGUGCAAUAGCCGGCGCUUGCUCUUCCACGCACUGCUGCGGCACCACGUCGUCUUGGACUUCCAGAGGCAGAGCCUAGAGCCUUUGCUCCUGUGGCUCUACGGCAGCUUCGGCAUGGUGGUGGCUGUGCUGCUGCUCAGCUCCUGGCAGUGUGUCAGGAAAAACCUCAUCAGCGCGCUGGGCAUGUUGGUGGGGCUGAUCGUGUUCAGCUCCCCCCUGCAGUACAUGCUGUUCUCCCUGAGGAACUCUUUGUCGCUGGAGAAGGAGGUCUUCAACCAGACCUGCCUGAAGAAGCUCUGCGAAGCUUCCGACAUCGAGAAGCUGCAGCCUCUGACCGAGGGCUGCUUUUUGGCGGCUGCCGCCGCCCAGAAGGAGCCCCGGUCCAAGAAGUCAUUGGCCUCAGACAUCGAGGCGGCCAAAGCGUUGGUUCCUGCAGAGCACGCGCGGACUUUGCAGCUCUCGGACAUGGUGUGGAUCCCGAGGCUGGUGUCUCCGAAGCCCUUCCUGGUCACCUCUAUGCCUUUGUUGGGCUUCCUCACGCUCUGUUUGGCCCUCGCGAACAUCGCAUGCUACACGGACCAGCAGAUCGAGGUGCCCGAGCUCACCUCCCUGGCUGCGGACGUGCCAGGCCUGUUCCCUGCCUUCACCCCGGAGGUGAGGGACUACACCUUCAUGGUGAGCGAGGGUCAGAAGAGCAUCACGCUCACAGUUGCUGCCAACCCCGACAAGACCAGCCACAUCUCUGCUAUGAUCAUGAACGGUGCCCUGCGGGAGAUGCAAAAGGAGUCGUCCCUGUCUGGCGUCCUGAGCUACUACGUGCCCCUCAGGCGCCUCAACGCGACCUACCCCACCAUUAUCGAGUUUUCCGUGGGCACGCUGAGUGAGGUGCUGGAGUAUCGCAUCACGGUGCUGGAGACGGAGCCGGUCCUGAGGAGCCUGGUGCUGCGCGGCAACAGCUACACGCGCUGCAUCCCCCAAAGCCGGCUCGAGGAGACCGUGGCUUUUCCAGAAUUGGCGCAGGCUGACCUGCACGCGGAACUCUCCGUGAUGCGGUGGUGGUACGGCCUGCCCCAGGAAGCGCCGCCUGCGAGCUCAAUGACAGUGUCCCGGGAGUUUGUGACGGUCUUCAGGACCCAAGAGGAGGAUUGCAGCGCCUGGUGCAAGCCGCAGGCCUUUUGCUACGGAACCCGUCCGGGCGCAGGGGGCUGCUUCUUCGUCUUCGGGCCAGAGGUGUCGCACAAGUUUAACUGCUGGCAGCUGCAGGCUUCGGAGGUGCCCGACCUGAACGACGGGAAACAGUUGGCGGCAAGCGCUUGCAACGAGUUGCGGGAGUGCCAACGAGAGGUCAAGACAGAGGGGGGCAAGCUGGUGAUCGACAUCAGCAGGCUGGUGUCGAACAAGAAGAUUGCAAACAAGAAGCUGGAGUUCACGUUCGAUCUCCAAUCCGGAGUCACCGUUUACACCGCGAAGUCACACGAGCUAGCCUUGCACUGCGGCACGCCGUGGUUGAAGGAUAUGUUCGUGGCGACAAACCACCCGGAGCUGAUCUAUAUUGAUGUGAAGUGGCACAGGAGCAAGUCCGGCAAGCAGCGGGUGAAGAUCCAAUUGUCCUACAACCCCCGGAAAUUGGGGAAGUAUUUCAUGCUGUCCAUCCACGAGAUUCUGGAUGAUCCCGAGUUUGGUCUCCUGCUGCCACCGGAUGCGCGUUUCUUGCUUGACGGCCCUCCCAUGCCUUGCACCCAGCAGGGCUGGAGCUGGAGGUUGGGCUUGUGCGGCAAGCUGCCCACAGCCAUGCUGCAACUGGACACCUGGCAGCCCGAAGUGUCCCACGCGCAGAUCUUUUUGAGGUACGCGCGCAAUAUGACACUCUUCCCGCCGCGCGUGCUGGACUUUGAGGUGCAGUACAAGGACCCCCUCUCCGGCCAGCAUUCAGUCGUCAUAGCUGCGACGCAGCAGAACCCCAGCUUUCAGUGGGGGCAAAGUGCCCGUUGGGUUCGCCCCUUCCGGCCACA